This is a messenger RNA of Penicillium nucicola, 1734 nucleotides long. RefSeq names its product Gly-Xaa carboxypeptidase (gene cps1). The transcript has 3 exons. Gene Ontology annotation, cellular component: fungal-type vacuole lumen. The record is from RefSeq and is a predicted model, not a curated record. Bases 1 to 1734 code for a protein of 577 amino acids. NCBI's taxonomy places the organism in Eukaryota, Fungi, Ascomycota, Eurotiomycetes, Eurotiales, Aspergillaceae. Gene Ontology annotation, molecular function: metallocarboxypeptidase activity.
AUGAAACCUGUCGCGCUUCUCGGGCUGGUCUCUGUGCCAGCGCUGGCCCUCAACAUCCCAGCACAACAGCUUCUCUUUCCCGACGCCGAUCUCUCUGGCUAUUACAACAAGCUUCUAUCGAAGCCUUCAGCCCAGGAAAUAUGCCCUCAAGCACCAAAGGUGGAUUCUCCAAAUGAUGGAUUGCAUUCCUCCGAUAUUUUCCUCUCGGAUGAGGCUUUCCGCGCUCGCCAGGCCGAUCGUCUUUCGCGCGCGGUCCAGAUCCCAACUACUGUGGGCGACUUUAUGGAUGACCCGUACGAUGAGGCAUUUGAGCCUAUGGUCAAGUUCCAAUCGCUUCUGGAAAAGAUGUUCCCCCUAGUACAUGAGCGCGCAGAGGUUGACCAUAUCAAUCGCCUGGGCUUAGUAUUCACCUUUAAGGGAGCUGACGCCACACAAAAGCCCAUCCUAUUCAUGGCUCAUCAAGAUGUCGUUCCAAUUGACGACCCUUCCGACUGGACUCACCCUCCAUUUGCGGGUACCUUCGACGGUGAAUGGAUCUGGGGCCGCGGAUCAAGUGACUGCAAGAAUGUGUUGAUUGGGUUGAUGUCCGUAGUUGAGGAUCUUUUGUCUCAAGACUGGAAGCCCCAGCGUACAGUUCUCUUUGCCUUUGGCUUCGAUGAGGAGUCGCACGGAUUCCUCGGCGCUGGCUCAAUCUCGGCAGCCCUUGAAGAAAAGUAUGGCAAGGACUCAUUUGACUUCAUUCUUGACGAAGGUGGCAUGGGUCUGCAGAGCCUGGGCAAUGAAGCUGAUGCUAACGAUGAUGUCUUGUAUGCCCUCCCCGCUGUCGGCGAGAAGGGUAGUCUUGACCUGAUCCUCGACAUUGCUGUUCCUGGUGGCCACAGCUCUAUCCCGCCUGCGCACACUGGUAUUGGCAUUAUGGCUCAGAUUCUGUAUGAGCUCGAGCGGAAGGAGCUGUUCCCCGCGUGGUUGGAUACCGACCACCCGGCACACGGAAUGCUCCAGUGCCAGGCCCGUUUUUCGCCAGACCAUGUUGAGACUUGGCUUGCGGAUAAGCUAGCUGCACAGGACCCCGCCUCUUUGGGAGAAGCUGUUGCUAGCUCUCGUGGCCCGGCAGUCCGGUAUACCAUGCAGACAUCACAGGCUGCAGACUUGAUCCAUGGCGGUGUCAAGACAAACGCUCUGCCAGAGAAGAUCCAGGCCGUGGUAAAUUAUCGCGUUGCACUUCACCAGACACCCGAUGAGCUUCUCGAGCGUGCUGUGCGACUCAUCACUCCCAUCGCCGAAGAGCACAACCUGGAAAUGCGCAUUGCAUUCCCUGGCAUGGAGCAGUCCACAGAGGGCGGUGCCAGUGAUCGCACUAUCACUUUCUCUCCUCUUAGUGUCCCCCUCAGCCCGGCUCCAAUCUCACCCACAAACCCUCUCACCUCGAAAGUUUGGGCGCGAUUCUCCGGUGUGGCACGUAGCGUCUUUGAAUCGCAUCCAAACCCACUGUCCAAAUCGAGCACCAAGCCUAAAGUGGUUGUUUCCGGUGAUGUAAUGACCGGAAACACGGACACGCGCUUCUAUUGGGCUUUGUCGAAGAACAUUUACCGCUGGAGUCCAUCUCGGGCAGGUGGCGCCCUGAAUAUUCACACUGUGGAUGAGCGUAUUCGGCUGGAUGUGCAUCUUGAAGGCAUGAUGCUCUAUUACGACCUCAUUCGUUCUUUUGAUAAUUGGAACGAAAAGUCCGAGUAA